AUGGAUAUAACUGGAGGCACUGGCUACAUUGGCGGCAGCGUACUCGACACUCUGGUUAAGAGACAUCCGGAAUAUGAGAUUAGUGCGUUGCUGCGUACUGUGCCGGAAGACUUUGAAACUCUCUGCCCUCAAGUGAAAGUCAUCAAAGGGACCUAUGAUGAUCACGACAUCCUUCACAAAGCCGCCGGUGAAGCCGAUGUGGUCGUGCAUACGGGCAACUCGGACCAUAUACCCAGUAUGAAAUCCCUGAUUGCUGGACUGGCCGCCACAUCGCAGCCAAGCGCUCCCAAAUAUCUCAUUCAUCUUAGUGGCACCGGCAUUGUCGCGGACUUCCUCGAUCCAACCUAUCUCGGUCGGGAGAAUCCGAAAACAUGGUCUGACAUUUCCGACCUGGAGGCCAUAACAUCUUUGCCCGAGACGGCAAUGCACCGGCCUGUAGACAAGCUCAUUCAGGACGCCUCUCGAGCAUAUGGCGAUCGGCUCAAGACUGCCAUUGUCUGCCCUGCUGAUAUAUAUGGAGAGGGGAAAGGGCCUGGACGCAAGGCUUCGGUCUACUUCCCGAACUUUGUCCAGCAGGUCAAGAACCUGGGUGUUGCACCCUUUUAUGCUGAGAAUGGCGGCAAUGCUCAUGGCUGGGUGCAUCUGGAUGACCUGAUGGAGUUGUAUGUGAAGCUCGUGGAAGCAGCAGUGUCCAGUGGUCGAACGGCAGACUGGGGCGUUGAGGGCUACUACUUUGUGACCGCGGCCGUCCACACACAACUCGAGAUCGCCACCAGCACUGCCAAAGUCCUACAUAAGCAUAAUCUCAUCGCUGGCUCGGAGCCACAGCAAGUCCCUCUUGGGACGAUCAAGACGACCUUGGCUGCGCCAGGACGCCCACAUAGAGGAACAUAUUUCUUCGCGUCCAAUGCUCGAACGCGCGCAGAGCGUGCGACGAAGGCUCUUGGGUGGAAGUCUCAAGCUCCAGAUCUCAUGGAUGUAUUGGAGGAAGAAGUUCUCACUGCAUGGAAGAACAUGCAAUGA
Molecule: messenger RNA, 1023 nt
Organism: Zasmidium cellare ATCC 36951
Lineage: Eukaryota; Fungi; Ascomycota; Dothideomycetes; Mycosphaerellales; Mycosphaerellaceae
Exons: 4
Coding region: 1-1023 (340 amino acids)
Source: RefSeq, a predicted model, not a curated record